GGAGCUAUGAUGAAUAUGUGGAAAGUUCGAGAACUAAUGGAUAAAGCGACAAACGUCGUGAUGAAUUACACCGAAACAGAGGCUAAGGUACGGGAAGCUACCAAUGACGACGCUUGGGGCCCUACAGGUGCUAUGAUGCAAGAACUUGCCCAGGCGACAUUUACGUACGAACAGUUUCCUGAAGUUAUGUCGAUGCUUUGGAAACGUAUGUUGCAAGAAAAUAAACGUAAUUGGAGACGUACGUACAAGAGUCUUUUGCUACUAAAUUACUUAGUACGCAACGGAUCCGAACGAGUAGUAACGUCCUCUCGUGAGCACAUCUAUGACCUUCGGUCGUUAGAAAACUACACAUUUGUCGACGAAAUCGGCAAAGACCAGGGAAUAAAUGUGCGACACAAAGUCCGCGAAUUAAUAGAGUUCAUCCAGGACGACGACAAGUUAAGGGACGAGCGUAAAAAAGCCAAAAAAAAUAAGGAUAAAUACGUCGGAAUGUCUAGCGAGGCAAUGGGGAUGAGCUUCCCGACCGGCGACCGCUGGUCCGACAAUCCAAAAUGGCAGACGAACAACAAGACCGACAAUUCCGUGUCGGCUUACAACGAUUGGGGCGACACCCGGCGGAACUACGACGACACGAACAAUUCCGACGACGGAGAGCGUGAAGAUUCUGAUAAUGAUAAUGCCAACUCAAGGUCGCCGAAGAAGACUAUAGAGAGUAGCAAUAAAGAUAUCCGCGAAUCGCUGGACACUUUGGAUAAAAUAAGAAAAUUCACUGCCACUGCGUCGGUUCCUGCGACGAAUUCGCCCAAUCGCACGCGGCCAUUAAAAAAAGUUGAUUUAGGCGCCGCUGCUAAUUACGGGCGUGAUUCUAAUUUUGAUAAUAAGGACAAAGAUAAAGAUAAGAUUAAGGAAAAGGAUAAAGAUAUUAUUAAUGUUGAUAUUAAAUUAAGUAGCGAAAAAAGUAAAAAUAUAUUUAAUGAUAUUUUUGAUUCUCAAAAUAAUGCCGGUGAUUAUGAUGAUGAUUUUAAUCCUAGAGAGAAUUCUGAGACUGGGAAAAAUUUGAAUUUUGAUUUUAAUAGAGCUUUUGAUAAAAAAAAUGGUAAGGAGGAAGAGAAAAAAAAAGAAAAUGGCGCGGAUGAAUUUGCGGAUUUUACUUCGGCAUUUAGUACGGCUGUUACGAUAGAUAAUUGGGCCGCGGGACCAAAGGAGGAUGAUUUGUUUGGGAACAAUGGUACGAUAAAUAGCAAUAAUAAUACAGUUUUAUUAAAAAUUAUUUUUCGGAAUGACUGCAGAUUUGUUAUCGGAUUUUGAUGGAUUUAAUACAUUUAAUAGUUCACAACAAAAUGUUAAUAUUUUUAAUAAUUCUACUAAUCUUGACAACAGUGCCAAUUUUAUGUCGUGUACCAAUGAUUCUGGAUUUUUAUCACCAAUACCAAUGAACAAUAGAACGAAUGAAUCGAUAACAUCGCAAUCGUCAACGAUAACAUCUCAAAUUGGCUCGACGUGGGCCGGAGCUGGUCUUAAAAUCGAUUUAGAUAAUUUAAUGGGCAGUAAAAAUAAACAAUCUGGUCCAGCGCCGACUAUGAAUCAAUUAGCAUCGACAAGUCCCCAACAUCAACCUCUACCGAAUUUAAGAAUGCAGCCGUUAGGAACCCAACAAAAUCCAAAUACUUUUCCAUCGUUUCUUUGA
Molecule: messenger RNA, 1687 nt
Organism: Cotesia congregata
Lineage: Eukaryota; Metazoa; Arthropoda; Insecta; Hymenoptera; Braconidae
Source: the annotation of a GenBank genome assembly